AUGCAGGCGGUCCGUGAGCGCUUGACGGUGGCGGUCCGCGCCCGUUCGGUGAGCAACCCGGACCACAUUCAGAUCCGCCCCGCGAGCAGCACCGUCCGGGUGGUGCUGCCGCCAGAGCUCGCGAGCGCAAGGUCCGACAACCAGAGGUCGUCGUGGGAGUGGACAUACGAUCACGUCUUUGGUGGCGAGUCGAGCCAGGAGAAGAUCUUUGACGAGACCGUCGCACCGGUGGUGGACGCCGUGCUCCGCGGCUACAAUGGCACGGUGCUCUGCUUUGGACAGACGGGAAGCGGCAAGACGUACACGCACACUGGCUCAAUGAGUCAGUUUGCACAGCGCGGCGUCGCGCCUCGCGCCAUCGCCCGCGUGUUCAGCCACGCAGCUAGCCAGCCCCAGUACGAAACCUUGGUGACCGCCUCGUACCUUGAGAUCUACAACGACACCCUCGUCGACUUGCUGACGGAGCUUCCGGGGCCGGGGCCCGAAUCGCUCUCGCUGGUCGAUUGCGAGUCCAGCACAACUGUGCGCGGCCUCCGCGCCGUGGCGGUCGCGGACGAGGCGGCGGCGCUCGAAGUGCUCUUUACCGGUGAAAGACGGCGCUCUGUCUCCUGCCACCAGCUCAACGACCGCUCCUCGAGAGGGCACGCAGUCUUCACGUUGUCGAUGGAGUUCCGCUCGCGCGUCGAGUCGAGCGGGCGCGUCACGCGCGCAAAGUUGGUCUUCGUCGACCUGGCCGGCUCCGAACGGCUGAAGAAGACACAGACGUCCGGCUGCCUGCGCGGGGAGUCGGUCUACAUCAACCAGUCCCUCACCCACCUCGACCAAGUGGUCGUGGCGGCGGCCGUCUCGCGGGGCCACGUGCCUUACCGGAGGUCAAAGCUCACCCACCUUCUCAGGGACGCCAUCGGCGGCAACUCAAAGACGCUGCUGAUUGCAAACAUGAGCGGCCAGGCGGCGCAUCUCGAGGAGACCAUCGCGACGCUCGAAUUCGCCGCCCGCGCGCGCGCAGUC
Molecule: messenger RNA, 1011 nt
Organism: Emiliania huxleyi CCMP1516
Lineage: Eukaryota; Haptophyta; Isochrysidales; Noelaerhabdaceae
Exons: 1
Biological process (GO): microtubule-based movement; mitotic spindle organization
Molecular function (GO): ATP binding; microtubule binding; microtubule motor activity
Source: RefSeq, a predicted model, not a curated record